AUGAAGCACCAUCACGAGCUCCUCAUCCAACGCUUGGACCGCCAAGACCUGCUUCUGAGUCAGUCAACGAUGGAGCCAUCCAUGGUGACUCCUUCCGUGGUGGAAACACCUCCGGUGCUAAGUCCGAAGUCCUUCGAUGCAUUGAAUGCAGCCGCAUCUGCGGCACUGUCUGCUACAGCAGCAUCACGGGGACACAAGGACGCUGUGCAGGUAACUCUGCGCUCCUACACCGAGGAGGACACGCAGCUCCGAAGUGACGCUGACUACAUCGACUCCGUGACGAUUCGAAGGCGAUUUUCUGACCAGCAGAAGACCACUGAGCAUUGCUCCCAUACCAGGCGGCUCGAGGGUGUGAAGGCUCCAUUGUCAACCCGGAUCGUUCACCACCCGGCCUUCGAUAUCUUCUUCGCGGUCAUCGUCCUUGCCAAUGCCAUCUACAUCGGCUUUGAUAUCCAGUGGGUUCUAGACGGUGGAGGGGCCAGGCCUGUGAGCUACACAGUUUGCCACUACACGUUUUCAGUGUUUUUCCUGGCUGAACUCAUCCUGCGACUCGCUGCCAGCCGCUGCCGCUACUACUGCUCGGACGAUUGGGGGUGGGCGCUCCUGGAUACACUCAUCGUGGCAACGUCCUGGUGGGACAUCUUCGUUGAGGUGGCAGAGGCCCUGUUGCAAGAUGAUCGUUGGGACAGCAUCUCCGGACUCUCAACCUUGAAAGCCAUGCGCAUCGUUCGACUGACCCGAGUACUGAAGACGGCGCACUUCAUUCGCAUCUUUCGGUUCAUCAUGGCCUUACGGAUGCUGGUGCAGUCGAUCCUACACACCGUGAAAGCUCUGUUUUGGGCCUUGCUCCUCUUGGGCCUGAUUGUCUACGUCUUCGCCAUACUUUUUUCGCAGGCAGUUUACGAUUACGUCAGCGACCCGGCAAAUCCAGCUUUGCCAGAAGAGGCACAGGAAGCAGCUGUGCGAUACUUCGGCACCCUCAUCAGAAGCAUGAUCGCCUUGUUCAUGAGCAUCACUGGCGGGGUGAGUUGGGAGGAGGUCAUCGACCCCCUGAUGUACGUCUCAGGCUUUUGGGAAGGUUGCUUUCUCUUCUUCAUUGCCUUCUCAUAUCUGGCCGUCUUGAACGUGGUUACAGCGGUCUUCUGCCAGUCAGCCAUCGAGUCGGCGCAGGGCGAUCAUGCGACGGUGGUGCAGAACCUGCUGGACAACAAGGAGCAGCACCUCGACAAGCUGAGAACGCUGUUUGAGCAGAUCGGGGAGCAAAGUGCUGGGGGGAUCACGUUCCGAACGUUCGAGGACAAGAUCAGAUCACCAGCAGUCCGCCAAUAUUUCGAGACUCUGGGCUUAGAUGUCUGGGACCCGUGGGCUUUCUUCAAGCUCUUGGAUGCCGACGCAGGCGGUGUGGUAGAACUGGAAGAGUUCUUCAUGGGCUGCCUCCGCUUCAGCGGCGAAGCCACAGCCAUGGAGGUGGGCCAGCUGGCUGCUGAUCAGAGGUGGCUGAUCCGAAGCCAGGGACGAUUUCAGAAAUUGAUGGAAAACGAGCUCUCGAAGAUGAGGGAGAACUUUGCAAGCUUGGCGAACGCAUUUUGCAGUCUCACGGGUGGCGUCUGCUCUAAUGAGCUGUAG
This is a messenger RNA of Symbiodinium natans, 1626 nucleotides long. Lineage: Eukaryota; Dinophyceae; Suessiales; Symbiodiniaceae. The record is from the annotation of a GenBank genome assembly.